UGUUGCAGCAGGAGCCUAUAAUUGUGUCCAGUCUUUCGCAAGGCGGUUAGCCCAGUUGCGGGAAGAGAGCAAGCGGACUGUUCUAUUGAGGUUCUAUCUCGGAACUUGACUGACGCAAUCAGUCAUUCGAAAAGCUUUCGACAGGAAGUUUUCUGUAAAUUGACUUUUGAAACACAUUGUGGGAUGCGGGAUACCGUGUUUGUUGGGGCACACAGCAGUUGCGGUUCCAAUAUUGCUAUCCAGCGGCAUCACGUCUAUGACCCGUCUAGAAGACCCUGGUGGUUAGUUGCGCUUGGCACAGGACAAUCACAAAGUUCGCAGCGCUUUCAGUUUCUUCCCUCUUCGACGUGGAAGUGUAGAACCAUUGUCAGAUGUUCACGAUUGCCCCGAGAAGACAAAAAGAGGAGAGGAAAGGGUCUCAUGCCCUUGAUUCCUAAACAAGACACUCAACCUCCCUUGAGUCCUUCUACAAUGAGGGUUUACGCAAUCUCAGAUCUUCACACAGACUAUGAGGCAAAUAUGGAGUGGGUGAAGUGCCUUUCUUCUACUACAUAUCUGCCACACACGCUCAUUGUUGCUGGCGAUGUUGCAAACUCAUUGGACACAUUCACUACAGCGAUGCGUAUCUUGAAAGAGAAAUUCCAGCAUGUGUUUUUUGUGGCCGGAAACCAUGAUUUGUGGUGCAAAAGCACUGAAGGUGACGAUGUGAAUUCUGUACUGAAACUGGGCAUGCUGGAUGAUACGUGCAAAUCACUUGGUGUAUAUACAACUCCCAAGAAAUUGAACGGGGUCUGGAUUUAUCCGAUUCUUUCAUGGUAUCACCAGAGUUUUGAUAAAGAGAAAGACAUUCUAGGGUACAAUAUUCGGCCACCACACAAGGCUGCUUCAGACUAUCGACUAUGCAAGUGGCCACUUCCGCUUGAUGAUAUGAAUGAUGGAUGUCUUGCGCGUUAUUUUGACGAACUCAAUAGGGAAGAGUUUCAAAGGGAAGUUGCGAAGGAUCAGGAAGACUGUCAAAUUAUUACUUUCUCUCAUUUUCUGCCUCGGUAUGAAUUAUGUCCAGAAAAGCGCAUGCUAUUUUAUCCCAAUCUACCGAAAAUCACAGGCUCCGACUGGUUGGAGGCAAGGUUGCGCACUAUACAUGGACGUCACGGAAGUCCAACUGCAUGCCAUGUGUUCGGCCACACACACUUCUGUUGGGAUGCAACCUUGGAUGGUAUCAGAUACAUUCAAUCCCCUCUAGCGUACCCAAAGGAAAGAGAGAGGCGCAUCAACGGAGGAGUAGAUUGGUUGCCCUUGUGUCUUUACGAUUCUGACAAGGGCGGUUUAGUGGAAGGUCCGCUGGACUGUCACUGGUCCAACUAUUAUCGUCUAAACCAAAGAGAUCCAGACAACACAGAACUUGCACCGUGGGUAGCAAGUCGGUAUCAACCAGUGGUAGCAUCCUAAAUGAAACACUCUACAUGAAGUAGAUGUGUAGUUGUACUUCAAUUCUAGCCACCCAAGCUUGUGCACCAGAAUGAGACAGGGCGACCUGCUGCCACUAGUUUUGUAUCCAUCCUAGUCCAACCCAAUUGUUUUUUCACCGUCCAGAAUGGUUGUAGCACUUCAACUGUAUAUCUGAAGAUGUAAAUUAAGUUAUCAUGUCCACAAAAUCGCCGCUCACCCGACAGUUUUCAGAUAAAUAUUAACUGCACUAUUUGUC
Molecule: messenger RNA, 1705 nt
Organism: Physcomitrium patens
Lineage: Eukaryota; Viridiplantae; Streptophyta; Bryopsida; Funariales; Funariaceae
Molecular function (GO): hydrolase activity
Source: RefSeq, a predicted model, not a curated record